AUGAUUGGGUUGAGUUCACCCCAGUUCUUGGAUCACUUAGAAAGUAAUAGUGGCGUCUAUCUUUACUGUUCUGCUAUCACCGCUCGCUUUCUGCAAGCAUCUAUCCGACACCGCCCUUUGGACCCAUUUGUGAGGCCAUUACCUCCUGAAGAACCUGUCAAGAUAACAGUUCCCAAUGUUGCUGAGGAAGCCAGCCAUCAACUCUGUGUCACUCUUAUACCUGCGGGACACUGCCCAGGAUCAGUCAUGUUCUUGUUUGAGGGAAGAGGAGGAACUGUUUUAUACACGGGGGAUUUCCGUACAAGUGUAGGAGAUGUAGAAAGAAUACGAGCAUUGCACAACUCAGAUGGCACUGUUAAGGCUGUAGAUUCUUUACAUAUAGAUACCACUUUCUGCCACCGUGAUAUCUUGCACUUUCCCUCAAGAGAGGAUAGUUCAUCUGCCAUCUGUGAUCUUGUAGAAGACUGGCUGGCAAGAGGAAAUAACCAUCUCAUACACCUUGUGUGCCCAGCAAAAUAUGGGUACGAAUAUGUAUACCGGAGCCUCCAUGAACGCUUUGGGAUGCGUGUGCACGUCAGUCGGUGGAAGUAUCGCAUGUAUGACACGGUACCAGAAAUUCAGGAUGCACUUACCCCAGAUGCAACUGAAACAUGGAUCCAUGCCUGUGAUUGGAGGAUGAGAGAAAUCGAGGAGGUGAAGACCAGAGUGACCGCCAGCUCCAUGCAGAUGUGUUCCUUUUGGGAGUAG
Penaeus monodon (black tiger shrimp) is the source of this 747-nucleotide messenger RNA. Its product is annotated as protein artemis-like. The coding region runs from base 1 to 747 and encodes 248 amino acids. Gene Ontology annotation, biological process: protection from non-homologous end joining at telomere; interstrand cross-link repair; double-strand break repair via nonhomologous end joining. The record is from RefSeq and is a predicted model, not a curated record. Gene Ontology annotation, molecular function: damaged DNA binding; 5'-3' DNA exonuclease activity. NCBI's taxonomy places the organism in Eukaryota, Metazoa, Arthropoda, Malacostraca, Decapoda, Penaeidae. The transcript is spliced from 4 exons.